AUGAAAUUGUUGAACGGGUCUCGCCCUACAUCACGAAAGAACUCACGUUCUGGAGAAGACUCCAUUGAGCCAGGCCUGCAUGUUGCAAUUGCCCUGCACUUCCUUGCAACUGGAGAAUCCUACAAGACCCUGGCGUUCCAAUUCCAAGUAGCUGCCAACACAGUCUGCAGUAUUGUGCCUGAAACUUGUAGAGCCAUAGUGACAGUGUAUGGAGAUGAGGUGGUGCAGUUACCCCCGACCCCAGAGCAAUGGAAGGAAGUAGCCAGUGGUUUUGAAGAACGUUGGAAUUUCCCACACACCCUGGGAGCAGUAGACGGGAAACACAUCAGAAUCCAGAACCCAGAGAAAGGCGAGGGAAGUUGGGAAAGCAAUGGAAGUGGAGAAUGA
Macrobrachium nipponense is the source of this 387-nucleotide messenger RNA. RefSeq lists its product as uncharacterized. The record is from RefSeq and is a predicted model, not a curated record. The coding region runs from base 1 to 387 and encodes 128 amino acids. The transcript has a single exon. NCBI's taxonomy places the organism in Eukaryota, Metazoa, Arthropoda, Malacostraca, Decapoda, Palaemonidae.